This is a messenger RNA of Choloepus didactylus (southern two-toed sloth), 4365 nucleotides long. Its product is annotated as zinc finger protein 596-like. Lineage: Eukaryota; Metazoa; Chordata; Mammalia; Pilosa; Megalonychidae. Gene Ontology annotation, biological process: regulation of transcription by RNA polymerase II. Gene Ontology annotation, molecular function: DNA-binding transcription factor activity, RNA polymerase II-specific; RNA polymerase II cis-regulatory region sequence-specific DNA binding. The transcript is spliced from 8 exons. Gene Ontology annotation, cellular component: nucleus. The coding region runs from base 483 to 2174 and encodes 563 amino acids. The record is from RefSeq and is a predicted model, not a curated record.
GGAGGGCACCCCCUGAGGUGCGGAGGCCGCUACACCGGUCCGCUCGGGCCCACGGGGCCCUGCGUCGUGGAGGGGGAAGGGGCUUCAGCGGGCCGGGGGCGGCAGAUCACUGGCUACCGACGACCCCGCGAAUACCAGGCAUAAAGCAAGCAUUUCCUGGUUCACAGGCAGCUGGGUACCCCCACUUAAUAUUCUUGAGAGAAAAGAGCACACCAGGGAGACUAUAAUGAGUACUGACUGAUGACAUUGUCAGCUGCAUUAAGAGAGUCCACUGUUAGAGUGGUGCUUUUUCAAGAGAGAAAGAGCCCUGAACUCCCAAGUGUGGUGAGAGCAACCUCAUCUAAACUUGGAUCCUUGCCUUUCCAGUCUGUUUGCAUUUGAGCAAGUAAGGGGAAGAAUUUUAACCAGCUUUCGUCGCCUGCUGCUUGUUUGGUUUUGAGUUAAAAUCCAGAGGAAUACAGUUGUCAGGUGAGGUAUUCACAAUGCAACCACAGGAGUUAAUAACCUUCAAGGAUGUAGCUGUUGACUUCACCCAGGAAGAAUGGGCCCUGCUGGGCAAAUCCCAGAGAAAACUGUUCAGAGAAGUGAUGCUGGAGAAUAUCAAGCUUCUGGUCUCAGUAGGAUGUCAGGUCUGCAAAUCAGAUGUGCUUUCCCAGUUGGUACAAGGAGAGCAAGUGUGGAGAAAAGGAAUUGGAUUUCUCCAAAACCAGUGUCCAGGCAGAAAAAGUGCUUUUAAAAAACAAGAAAUGAUAUUCAUGCAACCUACCUGCAGGAAAGACAUGUCUAACAUCACUUCAUUGCAGUCAUCUCACACUCAAAAGAAUUCAUUUAAAUGCAAUUAUUUGCAAGAAGAUUCCGCUCAGAAAUCCACAGUGACUCAACGUGCAUUAAUUCACACAAGAAAGAAUCCAUAUUUCAGCAAACAACUUGGAAAAGUCCUCAGUGACCACUCAUCUGUUAAUGAACAUCAGCAGAUUUUCACUGAAAGUACAUCAGGUGAAUGUCAUCAAAGUGCUAAAGCUUUUAUUAAAAGCUCUAUCCAUGAACAAUACAGUGGAACUGAUGUUGAAGAUAAACCAUUUGGUUGCCUUCUAUGUGUGAAAACUUUCUUUAAAAUUUCUCAGCUUAGACAGCAUGAGCGAAUUCAUACUGGAGAGAAACCCUAUGAGUGUCACCUGUGUGGAAAAGCCUUUAGUCAAUCUUGUAAUCUUAUAAAACAUGGAAGAACUCACACUGGAGAGAAACCCUAUGAAUGUCAUCUAUGUGGGAAAACCUUUAGUCAGUCUUCUAAUCUUCGACAACAUGAGAAAACUCACACUGGAGAAAAGUCCUAUGAAUGUCAUCUAUGUGGGAAAGCCUUCGUUCGAUAUUCUCACCUUAGACAACACGUGAGAACUCACACUGGAGAGAAACCCUAUGAAUGUCCUCUGUGUGGGAAAGCAUUCAGUCGAUAUUCUCGGCUUAGACAGCAUGAGCGAUCUCACAUUGGUAAGAAACCGUACAAAUGUCUUGUAUGUGGAAAAUCUUUCAGUCGAUGUUCUCAGCUUAGACAACAUGAGAGAUCUCAUGCUGGAAGGAAACCCCAUAAAUGUCAUGUAUGUCGGAAAGUCUUCAGUCGAUAUUCUUACCUUAAACAACAUGAAAGAACUCAUACUGGGGAGAAACCGUUUGAAUGCAGUCUAUGUGGCAAAGCCUUCAGUCAGUGCUCUACCCUCAAAAAACAUGAGAGAACGCACACUGGAGAGAAGUCCUAUGAAUGCCGUGUUUGUGGGAGAGUCUUUAUUCGCUGCUAUGCCUUCAGACGACAUGAGAGAAUUCAUACUGAAGAGAAAACCCCUGAAUGUCACCAAUGUGGGAAAACCUUCACUCGCUAUUCUUAUCUUAAACAGCAUGAGAAGAUUCACACUGGAGAGAAACGCUAUGAAUGCCAUCUAUGUGGGAAAGCCUUCGUUCAUCCCUCUAACCUUAAACGACAUGAAAAAACUCACACGGGAGAGAAACCCCAUGAAUGUCAUCUAUGUGGGAGAGCCUUCAGUCGGUAUUCUUAUCUUCAACAACAUGAGAAAACUCACACUGGAGAGAGAAUCUAUGAAUGUCACCUCUGUGGGAAACCUUUCACUCAUAGUUCUGCCCUCAGGAAACAUGAGAGGACUCACAGUGGACAGAAGCCAUAAGAAUGCCAUCUAUAUGGAAAAUCUAAAUUUUUCUCACCUUAGACAACAUGAAAUUUUUCAAACUUGAGAGAAACCCUAUGAAUAUCAUGAAUGUAGGAAAGCCUUCAGUGAAUAUUCUGACCUUGAAUGGAAUGAGAGAACCCAAAUAUUUGAAAUGUGAAUGACAUUUCAGCCAUAGAUUUAAUCUUUAAACACACCAGAUAAUUCACAUAUUGGAGAAACACUAUUUUAAAUCAAUAUUGUAGUGCCUUUAGUCAUCCGUACUACUUCAGUUAACCUAAGGAAAUUCAUACAGGACAGAAUCCAUAUGAAUGUCAUCUAUGUUGCAAAUUCCUUAGUACAUUGUCUGGUGAUGUGCCAUAUGAGGGAGCUCACAAUAUGAAUCUAAUGGAAGUGUAGAGUCCUCAUCUACCACCCUAACUGAUAAGCAAACUGGGGAAAUCACAUAUGACAAAUUCUAUGUUUGUAAUCAACGUGGGAGUGCCUUAGUUCAUAAUUUAUCCAUUAUAUAAAAUCAGUGAUGUCCAUAGGAAUUGAAACACUAAAUAUAGGCCAAGAAAAGGUUGUCUUUUCUCAUCACUUCCAUUAUGCAGAGAUACAAUGGUGUACUUAGGUAAUUGUGCUGGUUUUGAAUUGUUAAGUACCCUAGAAAAUGCCAUGUUCUUUUUAGCCAUUCUUUUGGCUCUGGACCAGUGUUGGUGGGACAUUUUGAUUUGGUUGUUUCCAUGGAAAUGAGAGCCCACCAAUUCAAGGUGGGUCUUAAUCCCUUUGCUGGAGUCCUCUAUAAGAGAACCAAACUGAAACAGAUUUUGGUAUCAGAGAAGAGGGGUGCUGCAAUUUGCAAGAACCAAGAAUGCUGAAAGCAGCUUUAUAUAUGCAUAUGGGGACUAUUCUGGGAGAAUUGUCAGGAGCUUGAUCGGAAAGGCUUAAAUUGCUUUGAAGGGACUGUUGAUAGAAAUAUGGACUCGAAAGAUACUUCCAGUGGGGCAUUAGACCAAAAUCAUGAAUCUGUCAUCAUAAACUGAAAUGAAGGUGACUUGUUUUAAAGUGGCAGAGCAUUUGGCAAAAUUGAGUCCUGCUGUUAGACGGAAGGAAGGAUUUGAAAGCGACAAGCUGGGAUAUUUAGCUGAAGAGAUUUCCAGACUAAACGUGGAAAAUAACAGCCUGGCUUUUCCUUGCAGCUCACAGUAAAAUGCAAGAGGAAAGAGGUAAGCUGAUAACCAAACUCUUGAGUACAAGGAAACCAGAAACUAAUGGUUUGGAAAAUUCUGGUCUUUCGUAAUGUGAGACCCCAGAGGCUAGUGCCCCAUGUGUGGAUUUAACCAAAUCUGGAAUAGCCACUUAGCUAUGUCAGUGGAAAUUGGUAUUGGAAAUGCAGCUAUCCGGAAAGGAUUUGUGGAAGGUUUGUUGUCUGAUGGCAUGGACCCCUGUAUGCUGUAUAUGAAACCAACAGGUUUUUUUUUUACAGCAUCUGAAUAACAGAACCAUUGCCGGUCUGAAAUAAAGAGACAAAAAAACGGAUAGAUUAAAGGAAAAAUGACUUCAAAGGCAGAAUCAUGGAAGCUAAGUCUGGAGUUAAGACACUUCAGACCAGGACAGUGGAUGAACCCAUGUACGUGGAGAGGAUGAGUUUGCCUCAGUGAUCCUAAGGGCCAGGCCUUCCACUUCUUUUUUCAGGAAAAGUAUUGCUGCCCCAGGCCUCAAAGAGGAUGGAGCACAUUCCCUGGCGAUUGGGGAGAGCCUGUUCCCUGCAGGUGGUAGAGUCAAGGUGCCACCGCAUUGCUUGAGGAGCAUGGGUCUGAGAACAAGGUGAUCUUCCCAGUGCUUGACUAUAUUGGAGCAAUCACCCCAAAGGUUGGAAAGAACAGGGCCACUGUGCAGGCCCUGGAAAUGGUGCAGCUGAUACUUUCUCAAGCCGGAGGAUAAAGCGUCUUUCUGUAGAUGACUCUCAGACUUUGAAAUCGAAUGGAAUUUGUCCUGCAGGUUUUCAGAUCUGUUUGAGACCUUUGACCUGUUUUCCUUCCUGUUUCUCUCUAUGACAAUGGAAACAUUUUUCCUAUAACUAUUCCUCCUUUGUAUAUUGGAAACAGAUAACUUGUUCUAAGUUUCACAGGUCCACAGCAAGAGGAGAAUUUUGCCUUAGGACAAUCCAUGCCUGUAACUGAUUUUGAUAAGCAUCUGUACUUUUUAU